Molecule: messenger RNA, 7325 nt
Organism: Lagopus muta (rock ptarmigan)
Lineage: Eukaryota; Metazoa; Chordata; Aves; Galliformes; Phasianidae
Gene: CDH13
Product: cadherin 13
Exons: 14
Coding region: 130-2262 (710 amino acids)
Biological process (GO): cell morphogenesis; calcium-dependent cell-cell adhesion; cell-cell junction assembly
Cellular component (GO): catenin complex; adherens junction; plasma membrane
Molecular function (GO): cadherin binding; calcium ion binding
Source: RefSeq, a predicted model, not a curated record
GAUCUAUUUGGGAAGUUGGCUGGCUCUCAAGGCAGAGUCUCUUCUCAAAGGCUGUUUCACAGUGAAAAUAUGCUCAGUGCAGCCGAGUGCAUGAAUGAAAAAGCCUCUGGUACGUUCUAGUCUGGCAAAAUGCAGCACAAAACUCAACUUACUCUGUCCUUUCUGCUGUCCCAGGUUCUGUUGCUUGCGUGUGCAGAAGAUUUAGAAUGCACCCCUGGAUUCCAGCAAAAGGUUUUUUAUAUUGAACAGCCAUUUGAAUUCACAGAGGACCAGCCAAUUCUGAACCUGGUGUUUGAUGACUGCAAGGGGAAUAACAAAUUGAACUUCGAAGUUUCUAACCCAGACUUUAAGGUGGAAGACGACGGGUCUUUAGUUGCACUGAAGAAUGUAUCAGAAGCUGGCAGAGCUUUGUUUGUCCACGCACGAUCUGAGCAUGCUGAGGAUAUGGCAGAAAUUUUGAUUGUUGGAGCUAAUGAGAAGCAUGGUGCAUUAAAGGAAAUGUUUAAGAUAGAAGGCAACCUUGGAAUUCCAAGACAAAAAAGGGCUAUUCUGGCAACUCCAAUAUUAAUUCCAGAAAAUCAAAGACCACCAUUUCCAAGAUUAGUUGGCAAGGUCAUCAGCAGAGAAGGGACAGAGGGAGCAAAGUUCCAACUCUCUGGUAAGGGAGUAGAUCAAGACCCGAAAGGAAUUUUUAGAAUCAAUGAGAUCAGUGGGGAUGUCUCUGUGACCCGACCCCUGGAUAGAGAAGAAAUAGCCAAUUAUGAGCUGGAAGUUGAAGUAACGGAUUUAAGUGGGAAAAUCAUCGAUGGCCCAGUCCGCCUAGAUAUUUCUGUUAUUGAUCAAAAUGAUAACAGGCCGAUGUUCAAAGAAGGACCCUAUAUUGGUCAUGUCAUGGAGGGAUCCCCUACAGGAACAACUGUGAUGCGGAUGACAGCAUUUGAUGCUGAUGAUCCUAGCACAGACAACGCUCUUCUGCGGUACAACAUCCUCAAACAGACACCUACCAAACCCUCCCCAAAUAUGUUCUACAUUGACCCAGAAAAGGGAGAUAUUGUCACAGUGGUGUCACCUGUACUGCUGGAUCGUGAGACAAUGGAAACACCGAAGUACGAGCUGGUUAUUGAAGCCAAAGAUAUGGGUGGCCAUGAUGUGGGACUUACUGGAACUGCAACUGCUACUAUUCUUAUUGAUGACAAAAAUGACCACCCGCCAGAAUUUACCAAGAAGGAGUUUCAGGCCACAGUAAAGGAAGGAGUCACAGGUGUAAUAGUAAACUUAACUGUUGGUGACCGAGAUGACCCAGCAACUGGAGCAUGGAGAGCUGUCUACACUAUUAUUAACGGAAAUCCAGGGCAGAGUUUUGAAAUCCAUACCAAUCCCCAGACUAAUGAGGGAAUGCUCUCUGUUGUCAAACCUUUAGACUAUGAGAUUUCAGCAUUUCACACGUUGCUGAUAAAAGUAGAAAAUGAAGACCCACUGAUUCCAGACAUAGCCUACGGCCCCAGCUCCACAGCAACAGUUCAGAUCACUGUUGAGGAUGUGAAUGAAGGCCCUGUUUUCCACCCAAACCCAAUGACAGUAACAAAACAAGAGAACAUCCCUAUUGGCAGCAUUGUGUUAACAGUAAACGCCACUGAUCCAGACACUUUGCAGCAUCAGACUAUCAGGUAUUCGGUUUACAAGGAUCCAGCAAGCUGGCUAGAGAUUAAUCCCACCAAUGGUACCGUUGCCACCACUGCAAUCCUGGAUCGGGAAUCUCCUCACGUUCAGAAUAACAUAUACACAGCUCUCUUUUUGGCAAUAGACAGUGGUAACCCUCCUGCUACAGGUACAGGAACUUUACACAUCACCUUGGAGGACGUCAAUGACAAUGUCCCAUCCCUGUACCCAACACUGGCAAAAGUCUGUGAUGAUGCUAAAGAUCUCAGAGUAGUGGUACUAGGAGCAUCAGACAAAGACCUCCAUCCCAAUACAGAUCCAUUUAAAUUUGAACUGAGUAAGCAAUCUGGCCCAGAAAAGUUGUGGAGAAUCACGAAGCUUAACAAUACUCAUGCCCAGGUUGUCCUGCUUCAAAACCUGAAAAAGGCCAAUUACAACAUCCCAAUCUCAGUGACAGAUUCUGGAAAACCACCUCUGACUAACAACACAGAACUGAAAUUACAAGUGUGUUCCUGCAAGAAAUCCAGAAUGGACUGCAGUGCAAGUGAUGCCCUUCAUAUCAGCAUGACUCUUAUCCUUCUUUCACUCUUCAGUUUGUUCUGAACAUCAAGUGAUUCAAGACUGAAGCAAUGCAUUCUUGAAUGGCACGAGACUAAAACAAACCACAGGAAGUUUCAAAUGGAAAAGACUUUUAAGAUCACAGAUCUUUCAAUUUGCAAGCCUAUUCUGGUUACCUGCAGAUUCACUUUUCAGCCUAUACUGUGUGUUAGUUGGCUGAGUUUUAGACAAUCACACAGUACAGUUAAUUCUUUUAGAGUGGAACCUUCUGCCCACUCCUCCCCCUGCCUCAAAAAAAAGAAUUCCCAUUCCACAUAGUGCAUACAUCACAUGGGUACCUAAAGUAGUAGCUAAUUAAUCCUACCCAAAUAAUUAAAAAAAUACUGACACUGAUUGAGUUCCAGGGCUAUGGAGCAAGAGAAGGGUGGGUUGAGGGUAAAGGGAAGGUAGUCUGUCUUGAUAAGAGUCUCACUUGUAACACAGACAUUUGUGCCCAGUCUUCUAAUUUCCCUGCAGGUGUACUCUGUAUUGUUGUGCACUGGGCUUUGGGAGCCCACCUAAAGUUAAUGGAGCUUGAAAUGGCACAGAAGUCCAUAUGUACAUAUAUAAUUGGAGAGAGGAUGUUUAUAUACCUACUCAUGUAGAUAUGACAAAUAGGAAUACCUUCAAAUUAUACAUAAACAUAUUUAAAAUGUACUUAAUGAGAUUAAAUUUUACUGAGUCAAUUAGGUGGGAAAUGGUGUUUUAUGCAUAUUUUAAACCAUCCAAACAUGUUCUAGAAGUAUAGCUUUGGAAAAAAAAAAGCCUACUACACUUCAAAAGCUGUGUGUUUGGAAUGCAGAACAGAAAAAUAUUACCAGCAAAUACAGCUACUUCACUAAAAGCUGUAAUACUGCUUGUGAUGGUCAUUCUGUAGACAUGAAAUGAACAUUUAAAGAGAUUAGUCUGAUUGACCAUUCAGUGGCAUGAAUUCAAAUGAACAUUUUAUGUUUUCAUUUUCUCAGUAGGAACCAUUGAUAUAUAAUAGUUUGUAUCUUUUCAGAAGAGCUUCUUAACAUCAGCUAAAUGUGUUCUGGAGUGGACUAUGACUGAAAACUAGAACUGAACAGAUGCCCACUUCAUUUUUUUUUUUUUUCUGUCUACAAUACCAGCUAUACUUUUUGUUGUUGUUUUUUAAUUUCUUUUAACUAUCAUCUGUUUCCUCUGAAAGUUCCCUACCUCAUCACAUCCCAACACCUCACAUCCUCUGCAUGCUUACAGCUUGCUAUUUGUGACAUUGAAAAUCUGACUGUGCCUAAGGGUUACAUGGUGUUGCUCUUCCUCCUCCUGCUCCGGAGUAUUUCAGACCCACAUCUUAAAACCCUGUGUUAUCCAUACACACAGCAUCUAUGUGUCAUUGGUUAGUAUUCACAAUUGUCCUGCUUACAAAUUCCUCUUCAAAUUCUUUGAUACAAAGCCUGGUAAAUUUCAGUGUAGCCAAACUUGACAGUUUUCUUUUUAUUUCUUCUCUUUCACGGCUUCAAAGCAUACUAUUUUCCACUCAUUGUUAUUCUUGCUUAAUAAGAGUUUCUUUUAGAUGUUUCUUUUAGUAUUUCAAGCUGGGGUUAGGAUACACCUGCAGAUCUGAACGUGUCUGGACUAUCUAAGUUCAUAUUCAACUUAUAGUAAACUAACCUGUGCUGCUGUGGAAGUUGAGAUCUGACUGCCUAAACAGUUACACGUUGCCUACAAGGUUGCAUAGGUGGUUUUUUUUAAUGCAAUUUAUUUUCAGUAUACAUACAAAAAAUUAGACUUGUUCAACAUCACUAUUUCAAAACUGUACUUACUUCACUUGCUGCAUAUUUUCAACUGUUCAGCUAAAUUGAUCAGAUUAGAGCAUCACAAAAUAUAUUUCCAGAUUGCAGGUAAUCACCUCUCUACUUCUUUUGCUUUUAGUGAACUGGCAAAGAAAGGAAGUUUGUUUGCUCUUGGUUAAGCAAAGGUGACGUAGUUCAAGAAAAGCAUCCAGCUAAAAUCAUACUUUAAAAAAAAAACAACAAAAAACAAAACAUUGACAGUAUCUUAGUUGCUGUAUCACAGAAUUUACUGCACCGUCACCCCCAAUAAGAUGCAUGAAAUCCACGCCAAAUAGGAAUUGUACAAGAUAAACAUAGUUCUGCAAUAAAUAAUAGAAUAAGACAUGCUUCUAGAACUUCAAAGCAAAUGUAACUAGCCCCUUAGUUAAUGAACCUUUCUCUCAGAUAAAUGCUUGUUAGUACUACACAUGCACAUACAUUUUGUGUGUCACGAGGGCAACCCAGUGCAAAGUUAGUGAAUGUGAAUACAUGACAAGGAGAAGCAGAAAGAGGGAUUCAGUAGUGAGCAAGGCUCAUGUGAGAAGUUACAAGAGUUAAGACUGCUUUGGUGUAAAAUCAGUGCUGUUCCACAUCUGCCUGUAUAGUAUUAUUACAAGUUAGCGUGUGAGACUCCAGGAAAUAUCAGCUGCUGGUGUCAAACAGAUACCCUUUGAAAAUGACUUCUGCCUGAGCAACCUUUUCCCCUGUGCAAGCUGAUUAGUUUGGACUGGCAUGUUUCUCCCCAGCCUUGCCCAUUUUGGCUAAUUGCAUGGCACAUGCAAGGAUUUUAGCACUGAAGUUCAAUACUGACAUUGAUAUAUGAGCGCCUGCUGGAGCUUUGAACAGAAUUACAAGGUACUCAUUCCACAAACACAGCAUUAAUACAUACAGUGUUUUUCCAAUCAUUAAGAAUUUUGGAAUCAGAAGAUAAUUGGAUUCCCACUUAUGUUUGACAUUACAAGUGCAAGUUUUCAGGAUAAACUCAUCUACUUUGUAAAAAUGUCUAUACUCCUAUUACUGUUCAGUGAGAUUACAAAUUUGCUCUAGCCACAAGCAUAUUAAAAAUGGAUUUCUUAAUUGCUCAAGUAAGAUUGUACGUUAUCUGUCUAAGGACAGCGCUUACGGCCUUCCUAAUUUAAAGAGAUUUGGCAUGAAGAUCCCUGUCAUUCUCUCAGAAGACAAUUUCCAGGAAGUCACAAGUAGUGACCACUGGAAUUUGUCAUUUCCAUCAACAUACAGUCAUACCUUGGAAGAGGCCACAGGGGAAUGUAUCUACUUAAUAAUUAUUGUAUAGAAAUGUACAGUAUAAUAUACUUUAACAUCAUGUGGUGCAAACACUGAUGCUACUGGUGUUGAAAUUUACCUAUGUCAAAUCAACCAGUGAUGUACAUGAAAACUACUUCCGUUUUUCUAAGUUCUACAUGAAAGCUAUAUUAAUAACUGUGUAUCUAAUGAAUGCCCUUUUACAGAUGCUAAAGUAAGGAAAGAAGUACCUGAAUGUUGAUUAACUGCCUAAUCAGAAACAUGGUUCUGAUCUCUUCUACCAUUUUUCCAUUACCCCUUUAACAUUACUGAGGUUUCGAUAAAGUCCAUGAUGUAAUGCAGACUUCUAAUUAAGCAAAGAUUAAUGUAAUAUUUCUGAUGAGAAGGUAAUUAAAGGAAAUCUGAAGAAAUGGAGCAUGCCUGACUUGAACUUCAGACUCCAGCUGUGUUAACUUUCUUCAUUAUGUUAAAUGAAAAUUAAAGGAUGAAUACAUCUUGGGUAAAGUUCACUCCUUCACAGAGGGUCACCAUGAAACUUAAAUGCUUUUAACUUUUAUAAGGUUUAAACUGCAAUUUAAGAAGCACAGUCUGUGUAAUGGGAGAGGUGGAAGAGAGUGAUAACUCUGGACUCAAGAGGUACACAUCUUUCAAAGCCUUCAGAUUAAUCAAUUGUCUUUUUUUUUUUCAUACAAAUCAGCAUAAGGGAUAAAUCUUAAAUUAGUCCACUGUGGAGUAGACAGGUGGCCACAGUAAUUGAAGAAAUCAAUAUUAUAGACACUUACCUUGUAUUAGUUGACUUCCUCCUCUUUCAACUUUCAAAGCAAUUCAGUAUCCAAAAUCCUGUGACUAGAUGAUUCAAGAUUUCAGUUCUGUGAAGCCUGCCACCAACUUCAACUCUUUUAACCUUUCAAACACAAUCUACGUCAGUUGACUUUAGUAGGAAUAAAAAGGGUAUUUUUUUUCCAUCUUACCAUCAUGAAUCUCCCUACUCCAAACUGCAUACUUAUUCCUAUAGCAUUAUAAUUCUGUAUUCCUAUAGCAUUAUAAUACUCCAACAAAGCAAGCACAGUCUUCCAGUGCUGAAGUGUUAAUGCCAACAAACACCAUUCAUUCAUGAUAAUGAGCAAUGGUUUUUUUUAUCUGAGACAUGUUAACCAUAACAGUAGUAAUUCAGACAGCAUGCACAUAACUGAAGAUUCCAUCAUUACCUCACUAUUUGGCUGUUUUAUCUUAAAAGGAACAUAGCUUGAAUGCCUCUCUCAGGUGUAGAAUAGGUAGAGACCUGUGUGAUUAAAAAUGGGGACAAUCACAUUAGAGGCUUCAGUGAGAGUGAUUUCUGGGGAAAAUGAGUUCUAUAUAGUUAUGUUAGCUUUAUGCUGCCUGUGCAUUCCCCAGGUACUCUUAAGACAGAGCAGGUUGGCUGUUGGCAAUGUAAGAACAUGAUGCAUGUGCCAUCUUUCUGGCUUUUGUACCUGCAGCUAUACACAGCAAAUCAUUUCUUGUUUUUAAGGUGAUUUCUGUCUACCUACAACACAUGACAUGUACUUAUUAUUAAGAACAACUACAGAUACACUGAUGGUAUUUACUUAUGAUACUAAUAAAAUAAUUACUAAGCGUUGGUGUGCAGAUCCAACCUGCCAGGUAUGGGCUUACCAAGCAUUGAGUCCAUAAAGGAGCUAGUUAGCAUAGAUUAACAAACAUGCUCCUUGUACACAAUGUUGCACAUUUUAUACUCAUAGUGUUCCUUAAAUAUCAGCAUCUUUUAUGUGCUGUUGCCAGCUACAAACUGUAAAUCAUGUGUGGCAUAAAAUAGACAAGGAAAAAAAAGAAAAUAAUGUUGAAGCCUGUGAGUAAACAGCUGAAGCUUAUAGCCUUUAGAUUGGCUGUUUAGGUAUGAGAAUCAAGAACUAGCACUAAUAAUUUGGCAUCCUUUAUGUAUUUCUAGAACUUUCAUUUGGUUUCUCAUCAUUGGCAAAAUAAAGAAAAAAGCAAGCAAAAAAAAAACUACCA